UGCUCAGACGGUUGAAUCAAAGUGUUGAAGGGUGAGACGUGAACGGAUACAGAUGCGGUUGGUUUGUACACGGCGUUUCUCGACAGAUAUUUUGAAACAGUUUCUCCCACAAACUGGAAUAAGACUUAACCUUAUGUCACCUUAGCCCACAGUGCUGUCACGGUGCUCGCACGCGCGUGUUUGGUGAUGACUGGAAGUAGUGCCUGGAGCUUCCUCCACAAGACAACAGGGUGAAAACUUUGGUAACGUAACUGUUGUUAGAAGAUGUGCCAUCCACUAAGGGAAAAGAAGACUACCCCUAAAGCGAGAACUUCUUAUGGGAAUCUGGCAUGGGAUAGGAGAAAUCCUCCCCUAUCCAGAUCAGUCUAUCAUCUUCUGUAACUCCACUCAGAGAGUUGAGCUUCUUGCAAAGAAAAUCACCCAGCUUGGUUAUUGGUGUUUUUACAUUCAUACAAAGAUGAUGCAGGAGUGCACAAAUUGUGUGUUCCAUGACUUCAGAAAUGGAUUGUGCAGAAACCUGGUCUGCACGGGGUGUUUUGGUCACUUGGGUCUGGCCAGCAAUCUGAAGCAGCAUUGACAGGAACCUAUAUGUGGCAGUUUCACUCUGUUGUCUCAGAUGAUGACAGUGAAGGGGAAGUGGAAAAGCCAUGAACUUGGAGCUGCAUGAAUGAAUGUAGGCUGCUACCAUCUCAGACUAUGGGCAGUGUGUUGGCUGCCGCCUCCCCCAGUCCAGCCCCAGCUGCAGCUGGAAGUGGUCAAGGGGUACCAGGCUUGGUCUCAGUCCCUCCUGGGUUCACUAUGCCCUCAGUGUCUUCCGUCCCUCCAGCAUCUGGAUCUGACCAGCAGACGGCAGAUGCGCAGUCCUCACUCUCAAACCCAGGAACAUAUGAGGAAUGCCACCGCAAAUGUAAAGAGGUGUUUCCUCUGCAGAUGGAAGGGGUGCGGUUAUUGGUCAACAAAGGCUUGAGUAACCACUUCCAGGUCAGCCAUACUGUUACCCUCAGCACCCUGGGUGAUUCCGGAUAUCGAUUUGGUGCUACCUAUGUAGGCAGUAAACAGACUGGGCCAGCAGAGUCAUUCCCAGUGUUGGUUGGAGAUAUGGACAACACCGGCAGCCUGAAUGCCCAGGUCAUCCACCAGCUUACAACUGCUGUGCGCUCCAAAAUAGCCAUACAGACUCAGCAGCAUAAGUUCGUGAACUGGCAGUGUGACGUGGAGUAUCGAGGAGAAAACUUCACAUCUGCUGUGACGUUCGGAAAUCCAGAUAUACUUGUUGGAUCUGGGAUUUUGGUGGCCCACUAUCUUCAGUCUAUUACACCAGCGCUGACUCUCGGUGGAGAGCUGGUGUAUCACAGGAGACCAGGGGAGGAAGGAACGGUUACUUCUCUCUUGGGCAGGUACACAGGUGAAAAUUAUGUUGCUACGUUGACUUUGGGAGGAGCAGGAGCUCAUGCUACAUACUAUCACAAAGCCAAUGAUCAGUUGCAGGUAGGAGUUGAAUUUGAAGCCAGCACAAGGAUGCAAGACACCACAACAUCCUUUGGUUACCAGUUGGACCUUCCCAAAGCAAACUUGCUCUUUAAAGGAACAGUUGACAGUAAUUGGGUGGUUGGUGCAACCCUUGAGAAAAAGUUGGUGCCGCUGCCUCUCACACUGGCCCUUGGGGCUUUCCUCAAUCACCGUAAGAACAAGUUCCAGUGUGGCUUUGGUGUCACUAUUGGCUAGAGGUUCCGGGGCUGCUUGUAACCAGCCCGCAGGCCAAAGCUUGGACCGGCACAGAGACACACAGGAAACCCGGACUAAGUUUUAAAAAAUUGGAUUCAGAGACUCUCUAAUAACUGUGAUUUCUGGGGCAGACAGAGAGACAAAAAUGACUAUCGAGGAGCCAGGAUUGGCCAAGCCAUGCCUACAUACUGUAGCACAAAUGUCUUUCCUUUAUGGUGUGUUGGAUGUACCCAGAGUCUAGAGAGAUGUAUAUCAGAGGGCAUCAUGUGAUGCAUGAGAACAUGUGAAAAUCAAAGUAAGUGGUGAGACAUAAUAUAUGGUGGUUAUGUAUAAAUUGAAAUAAAUGUGAUUACUUUUUGUA
Archocentrus centrarchus (flier cichlid) is the source of this 2086-nucleotide messenger RNA. It is a transcript of the gene tomm40, whose product is annotated as translocase of outer mitochondrial membrane 40 homolog (yeast). Gene Ontology annotation, biological process: protein import into mitochondrial matrix. Lineage: Eukaryota; Metazoa; Chordata; Actinopteri; Cichliformes; Cichlidae. The coding region runs from base 664 to 1725 and encodes 353 amino acids. Gene Ontology annotation, cellular component: mitochondrial outer membrane. The transcript has 13 exons. The record is from RefSeq and is a predicted model, not a curated record. Gene Ontology annotation, molecular function: transmembrane protein transporter activity.